AUUGGGAGACCCAGACUUCUCAGUGGCGUAUAGAACCGUGAAGAACAGGUACCUGUGCUAAUCACUGACUAAUACAUCUUUCCACCAACCGCCAGCAUGGCAUCCCAAGCUACCAUACUCCGUCCUCUUGGUCGAACAGAAAACGCAAUGAAUGUCAUGCACGAGAACGGCAACAUCACCAACGUAUUUAGCGUGUGGGUCAACACGAAGACUCAUUUGCCAGAUGCCACGUGGGAGCGCUCUCUAACUCUGCUUCAGAAGAAUUUUCCAACGCUUAGACUACGAGUAGUGCAACAGGAGGGCAAAAGGCAUUUCAAGUUCAUGGAGGAACCUCACGUCGACUUUGAAGCUCAAAAUUUGAGCAAACCUGACGACUGGAAGGAUGUCCAUGAAAACUUGCUUCAAGUAAGGUUUGAUAGUGUCAACGGGCCUCUGUGGAAGGUCAAGUUUUUGCGCCUACCUCACUCAACGGGCAAGAACGAAGGCGGUGAGGACAGCGAGUUUGGGCAUGCCAAUAUCCUCAUGUUCGUGCUGCAUCAUUGUAUUACAGAUGGGAAGUCAAACAUCAUCAUGCUUACUCGUCUCGUCCACAUUUUGAAUGCAGUAAUAAGUGGAGAUACAGCAUCCAACUAUAGAGCACUUACUUCCAAAAGAAAGCAUAAAGUUCCGUUUGAAAGACUAUCUUCAGGUUGGAAAAAUGAUCUAUCAUAAUAUGUUUCCUCAUGAGAAUUUGUUCUUGAAGAAAUUUCCAGCACCGCAACUAGCUGAAGGCGACAUGGGCCGCAUGAGGGUUAUUCCUUUGGAGUUGUCAGUGCCUGAGACGGAGAACCUUUUGUUCAAGUGCAGAGAGCAUGGUUCCACUGUGGAAGGCAUGCUCUUAUCAGCCGCCAACAUUGCAAUGUCUCGACUGAUCAAUGAAGGCGCCACCCCACUCUCUAUGACCUUUCAUUCUACGCACGCCGUUACCUUGCGCCGGUAUGUCCCAACAGACAUGAGCAACACCCUGGGGUGCUUUAUUAGUGUCCACGAACUCGCCUUGAACACUCCAGCUGAUACAAGUGACCAGUUCUGGCCGCUGGCUGUACGAGCCACCAAAGAAAUCCACGCCGUAUUGGACAAUGGCGGACUUCUUCAAGAGUACCGUGCGAUGCUAAGAUUAUUCUCUGACAAAACCGUCAAGAAGAUAAUGGCAAACAAAGUAGCUGAAAACGAGUAUGAAACAUCCAACAUCGGGGACUACGACCUGGUAUUUCCAGCGGAGGAUAAGCAUGUGAAGGUCACCAAAGUCGUCAGUUCUACGGCCAUGCAGGACCUACACACGCCAUUCGUGCAUUACUUGCGCAAGUUCCGUGGGCGGUUUCUGUAUAACCUUGACUACGCCACCAACUGGACGUCCACCGAAAACGCGCACAAGUAUGCUAAUAUGACCGUUCAGCUGAUGAAGGAAGCUUCCAGAAGAAAUAUGUGCACUUUAUCUUCUGUGGCCGCAAACCUCCCUGCCAGUUCGUUUCAUAGACGCAUCGGUAUGCCUUCUACGCCUAGGGUAUGCGGGUUCAUACGCUUCAGCAGAAUUUUGCGUUACGUACGAUGAUGAACUCUCCAGAAAUUGUCUUUGGCAAAAUUAAAUUUCCACGAUAUAUACCUUUCCCAAUAUAGACAUGUUAAAUACUAGAAAUUUAUAACCUUCAAUGCAGCCUCCGUGGACUGGAGUAAAACUAUGUAACUUUUAUUUAGGCUUUAUACUUGCACUUUUGUUGGAUUCUAAAAUGCUUUGUUCAGUUCUCAGUACCUGUAGUUCAUUGAAAUUGCAAGUAGAUUAAAUACUUGCUAAGGUAUGAACCGACUAAUACCGCAAGUGGGCCUUAAAUUAACUGAGUUUUCCAUUUGUAUUUCCAUCUGUACACACUUAAAUAAAACAAUAAUUUCAGUGCCUUUAACGCGUUGUCAUGUUACACGUCAGCAAGAUUUCCAACUUCCACGCUCUCUCUCUCUCCUGGUUUAUGUCCAUUUCAUGUGUUAGGACUACAUGUUAUGCAAAGUUUUUACACGGAUAUCCGUCCG
Molecule: messenger RNA, 2061 nt
Organism: Lingula anatina
Lineage: Eukaryota; Metazoa; Brachiopoda; Lingulata; Lingulida; Lingulidae
Source: RefSeq, a predicted model, not a curated record